GGGGAGGCCGAGGGAGGGAGGCAGCUCUGACUGAGGCAGGAGGACGCCCAGGAGACACAUUUAACCGCUUUUCUUUGUAAUCUUUGGCACACGUGAAAAGACGGGGCGGUUUGAAAUGUCUCUCAUCCUGACCGUGUUGGACAAGUUGGCCUACUUCCUGUCUCUGGUAGCGUUCUGUGUCAGCGUGUCCUACAGCUGGUUGAAAUGAGGCCGUUUGGUUUGAGGUUUGAGGUUUGGGUUGAGUUGGGAUGUUUUUACUGAAGCCCAGUGGACGCCUGCCUCCUGACAGUGAGUCUCUGAUUUACUGCUUUACCUUCAAACAUCUGAGUCUGUGUGUGAAACCGUCUGACGCGUCACCGCUCAGGUUUAACUGAAGACCAGACACGAGGAUGAUGAUGAUGCAGAGACGAGUCCUGGUAGCGUCCCACGUCUUUGCUCUGGUUCUGUUUGUUUCAUCCAACAACGACUUCGACUGGACCAAGAACGACAGGACGUCUUUCCACUACGGCACCUUCCCACCCGGUUUUUCCUGGGGGGCUGGAAGCUCCGCGUAUCAAACCGAAGGCGCCUGGAACAUCGAUGGGAAGGGAAUGAGCAUCUGGGACGCGUUCACCCACAAGAAGGGAAAGAUCCUCUCCAACGACACGGGAGAUUCAUCAUGUGACGGCUACCACAAGUUCAAGGACGACAUUAACCUGAUGAAGGACAUGAAACUGAACCAUUAUCGUUUCUCCAUCUCCUGGCCAAGGAUUUUACCCGGCGGACUGAAAGGUGAACACAUCAACGAGAAAGGAAUCAAAUACUACGACGACCUGAUCAACAUGCUCCUGGACAACCAGAUCACGCCCAUAGUGACUCUGUACCACUGGGACUUACCACAGGUGCUGCAGGAGAAAUACGGCGGCUGGCAGAACGCCACCAUGGUCGACUACUUCAACGACUUCGCCAACCUGUGCUUCGAAAGGUUCGGGAACAGAGUCAAGUUCUGGAUCACGUUCAACAACCCGUGGUCCAUCGCUGUGGAGGGAUAUGAAACCGGGGAGCAUGCGCCUGGACUCAAGCUGAGGGGAACAGGAGCCUAUAAAGCUGCUCACCACAUCAUCAAGGCUCACGCUAAAGUCUGGCACACGUACGACAUCCAGUGGAGAAGCAAACAGAAAGGUCUGGUCGGGAUCUCUCUCACCGCCGACUGGGGGGAACCGGUGGACGUCUCCAACCAGAGGGACAUCGAAGCCGCAGAGCGAUAUAUUCAGUUCUACAUGGGCUGGUUUGCUACACCCAUCUUCAACGGAGACUACCCCCAGGUCAUGAAAGAUUACGUCGGCAGGAAGAGUGGCCAGCAGGGCCUGGGAGCCUCUCGGCUGCCGGUGUUCUCUCCUCAGGAGAAGAGUUACAUCAAGGGCUCCUGCGACUUCCUGGGCCUCGGACAUUUCACGACGCGCUACAUCACCCAGAAGAAUUACCCGUCGGGCCUCGGAGACAGCUACUUCGUGGACCGUGACCUCGCCGAGUUGGUGGACCCGCGGUGGCCCGACCCCGGCUCCGAAUGGCUCUACUCGGUUCCUUGGGGCUUUCGACGUUUGUUGAACUUCGUGAAGAGUCAGUAUGGGAACCCGAUGAUCUACGUGACGGAGAACGGAGUUUCAGAGAAGAUGCUCUGCACCGACCUCUGCGACGACUGGAGGGUGCAGUACUUCAGAGACUACAUCAACGAAAUGCUGAAAGCGAUUAAAGAUGGCGUGAACGUGAAGGGCUACACAGCCUGGUCUCUGCUUGACAACUUCGAGUGGGAUGAAGGAUACACUGAGAGGUUCGGACUCUACUACGUGGACUUCAGGAACAAAAACAAACCGCGGUACCCAAAGGCCUCCGUUCAGUUCUAUAAACGCAUCAUCAGCUCCAAUGGCUUCCCCAACCUGAGAGAGGUGGAGAGCUGGAAGAGGAAAGCUGUGGAGACCUGUUCCUCCAGUAACCAGCUCCUGGCUGCAGAUCCGCUCAUCGGUCACAUGGAGAUGGUGUCGGAGAUCGUGGUUCCCACCGUCUGCACGCUGUGCAUCCUCCUCAGCGCCGUCUUCCUCAUGUUCCUGCUGAGAGGACGGAUCUGAAACGUCGGACCUCAGGGGCCCUGGAGAAAAAACAAAAAACAAGAAUCCUGUCGAGAUUUAACUGUCCCGCCGCUCUGCAGGAACUCAAGCUUGAUGCUUUCUAUUAUUUUCAUUUUAUUUCUUUUCCUCCAGCUGACUGCAGAGAGGAGCUGGUUUGACUGUCAACAAGUUUGAGAUAAAGUGUUGUACACUCUGUGGAUCAUUAAACUUCUAUUAAACACAAUA
Molecule: messenger RNA, 2330 nt
Organism: Mugil cephalus (flathead mullet)
Lineage: Eukaryota; Metazoa; Chordata; Actinopteri; Mugiliformes; Mugilidae
Gene: lctla
Product: lactase-like a
Exons: 13
Coding region: 390-2105 (571 amino acids)
Biological process (GO): carbohydrate metabolic process
Molecular function (GO): beta-glucosidase activity
Source: RefSeq, a predicted model, not a curated record